CGGAGGAAGGAAAGCAUACAAGCGAUAAAGGAACUAUUCUAAGAAAAUAUCAAUAACAUGUUUAUACCGUGAUGUGCAAAGACUGCCAAGUUACGAACACCUAAUGUCAUUAAAUAAUGCUGUGGAGCAUGUUAAAUCUGAUAAUCUUCAAGAAUACAGUUUUAAAGUAUUAGUUGUUGGUGAAAAGUCAGUCGGUAAGACGUCGAUUAUUCAACGCUACACGAAAGGGGAAUUUUUCAGAAAAUGUAAACCCACAUUGGGAGCUGAUUUUGCCUCGAAAGUAAUUGAUUGGGACUCAAAAACACAAGUACAUCUUCAUCUAUGGGACAUUGGUGGUCAUGAGAGAUAUGGUCAUAUGACCAGAGUUUACUAUAAGUAUGCAAUGGCAGCAUUUAUUGUUUUUGAUCUGUGCAGGCCUAACACAUGGAAUAUGGUCUUAAAGUGGUAUGAUGAUUUAAAACAAAAUGUCUUGACUGAAGAUGGAAGCACUAUACCUAUUGUGCUCUUGGCCAACAAGUGUGACGAAGAAGAUGCUAAAUGUGACAACACUAUCCUAACAACAUUUUGUGAUGAGCUUGGCUUUAAUGGAUGGUUACCAGUGUCAGCCAAGACUAAUAGAAAUAUUGAUGAAGCAAUGGACUUAAUUAUAAGAGAAAUUUUUACUAAUCAGCCUGAAAAGAAGUGUAUUCGUCCAGGUACUCCUUGGUUUAGGGCAGAAAGUCCCAUGCCAAUGCAAGAUAUUGCUGUCUAUGGUAACGACAAAGAAGAAAAUAUGCAUUCUGUGGUCGCAGGCAAUGAAGCUAAACAAAGUAGAUGCUGUUAAUAAUAGCUAGGAAAAUUAAAUCUUGUCCAUUUAUAGGCAUUGUGUUGUAGGAAAGUGCUAUGAAAUAGCAUGAUAAUUUUAAAAACAAAACAUUUGUUGAUUUAGCUGAUCAUAAAUAAAUAAUUUUAGUAUUCACCUUAGUAUACAAUACUCAAGGAUUUUUUACAUUGUAUUAUAAAAAAUUUGUAAUUGAAGUAGUCUCAAAGUUAAAGCUACAUGUUAAUUCACAGUAAAAUUUCAAUAUGA
Molecule: messenger RNA, 1069 nt
Organism: Xenia sp. Carnegie-2017
Lineage: Eukaryota; Metazoa; Cnidaria; Anthozoa; Malacalcyonacea; Xeniidae
Product: ras-related protein Rab-32-like
Exons: 11
Coding region: 104-823 (239 amino acids)
Molecular function (GO): GTPase activity; GTP binding
Source: RefSeq, a predicted model, not a curated record